Drosophila ananassae is the source of this 1003-nucleotide messenger RNA. Its product is annotated as peptidyl-prolyl cis-trans isomerase. The record is from RefSeq and is a predicted model, not a curated record. Gene Ontology annotation, cellular component: intracellular membrane-bounded organelle. Bases 195 to 689 code for a protein of 164 amino acids. NCBI's taxonomy places the organism in Eukaryota, Metazoa, Arthropoda, Insecta, Diptera, Drosophilidae. Gene Ontology annotation, biological process: protein folding; protein peptidyl-prolyl isomerization. The transcript has 2 exons. Gene Ontology annotation, molecular function: peptidyl-prolyl cis-trans isomerase activity.
UAAAACAAAGUAGCCUUUGAAAUCAACUUCCACCAGUUUCCAGCCCAAGUUCCUAGCAAGAGACGAACAAUUUUCAUUCUAAUUUCAACCGUUGGACCGGAAGGAUCCCAAAUACUUUAUUUUGUUAUAAACAGUGUUCAUCUGAAUUUUUUUGCGGUCUGGAUUUCAUACGAAAAUUGUCGGCAUUUGCGAAGAUGUCAUUGCCACGUGUUUAUUUCGACAUAGCUGCUGGCGAUGAGAAGCUGGGCAGGAUUGUAAUGGAGCUGCGCACAGACGUAGUGCCGAAGACUGCGGAGAACUUUCGGGCCUUGUGCACCGGUGAAAAGGGAUAUGGCUACAAGGGCAGUCCCUUCCACCGCGUCAUCCCGAACUUUAUGUGCCAGGGAGGUGACUUUACCAACCAGAACGGUACGGGCGGACGUUCGAUCUACGGGAACAAGUUCCCCGAUGAGAAUUUCGAGCUGAAGCACUCUGGUCCCGGCGUACUCUCAAUGGCGAACGCCGGAGCCAAUACCAAUGGAUCGCAGUUCUUCAUAUGCACCGGGAAGACCACCUGGCUGGAUAACAAGCAUGUUGUCUUUGGCAAGGUGGUCGAAGGUAUGGAAAUCGUCCAGAAGGUCGAGUCCUAUGGAUCCAGCAAUGGAAAGACAAGCAAGAAGAUUAUCAUUGAUGACUGUGGCGCCCUUUAAAUUGGAGCAGCCCGUCCAAGUUUUGUUCUUGUUUGAAGUUUAAGUUUACCAUUUGGGAGCACACGAAAACACAAAUACAACACUUGUACUCAUCCUUAGACUAAGAUAUCCCAAUACAAAGACUUAGACUUACACUUAAAGGCUCUCUUACACAUACAAGCUCUCUUACCCUUAUGUAAUAAUCACAUUGACUGCCACUACUAUACACAUAGACCUUUUCCUGCCCUGUAACAUUGCCUAAAAGCGUUGUUCUAUUAUAUUAUACACUUGAGAGAAAUAUAUAUAUAUAUGUUGCACAUUAUGAAGAAGCAAAA